CAAUAGUGUCUCUCAUUUAGCGACGAUUUGAUUGUAACCUAAAUUGUCCUCAAAUUACACACAAUUAGUGUUGAAUUGAAUGUAAAAUACGUUUAAUAAACAAUUGAUUGACAAGUCUUUUGUUGAGAUCUGUGUCUUAAGAAUGGAUCCAAUGAUAGCAACCAAUGAUCCAAAUCCACAGAUGUCUGAAGUGACGGUCUCUGCGAACGGAUCCACAGGAGAGACGACAAGCGGUUCGUCGAGAAGAGUCUCAAAACGAACUAAAAGUGGUCGAAGUGUUGGCACUAAACGACAGACUGUCUCUCAAAGUAACGCCAAUAACGACAACAAUAGUAGCGAAACAAAUGAGUCCCAAAACACAGACAAUACGGAGACCACUGAUAACCUGUUAUCGAUGCCUGUCUUAACCGCGAGUUUGGUUGUGACCAACGAUUCAGGCAUUGAGGCCAACGAACCGACGCUUGAUUUGAAUGAAGCGAAUACUCAAUUGAAUGGUAAUAUGAAUGCGGAAAACGAGGCCAACGUAUGCAUCGAUCUAACGGAAGACGACUCCUUUGUGGACUACAAUUCCGAAUCAGAUCCAGAGGUCCAAUGUAUUAGUUCUGUGAUUCGAGACCAGGAUUUGUGUAUUAUUCGCACAAACCGUCGCAAAGGCAUCAAUAGGUCUCCACUUAAGCCAAACGACGAUAUCAUUGAAAUCAAAGACUCGCUAACACUCCAAAAUCCAAUGAAUGGCCCCAACACUCAGUCUAUGGGGAGUCCAUCGAAAAGAGGUGUCAAAAAAUGUAUUAAAUGUCCCGUUUGUUUGGACGAAAGCACUGUCUUUGACGUAUCGGGCCGUCAAUUAGUGUCAACCACUUGCGGACAUCUUUUCUGCAAUGAAUUGCCCGUCAAAUCCAAUCGGUUUGAAAUGAAGUCGGAAUGUAUGCGAGAACUGAAUAAUCAAAUCAAUUCAGAGAUGUAUGCGAGUCUGGUUUACAUGAAUAUGGGGGCCUAUUUUGAUAGCAACAAAGUGGCCCGAAAAGGGUUCGCUAAGUUCUUCACUGACCAGUCACAUGAGGAAAAGGAGCAUGCUCACAAACUGGUCGAUUAUCUCAAUAAGAGAGGCGCUAACGUCAACACUUUGGACGUUAAGAUGCCGGUGAAGAACACGUGGAAUAAUCCCAAACAGGCUCUCGAAGAUGCCAUUCAAUUGGAGAAUGAGAUCAACGAUUAUAUCCACAAAAUUCACGGAAUCGCUGAACACACAUGUCUUGAUCCGCACUUAAUGGAUUUCUUGGAGAGCGAGUAUUUGGAAGAACAGAUGACUUCCAUCAACCAAUUGACACGACUUCACACAAUACUGAGUCAAAUGCCGGACGGAGUCGGAGAGUAUCUCCUCGACAGACAGAUUCUUGAGGGCAAAGUCGAACCCAAAGAUCUUUAAAUGUACACAACGUUUGUAAAGUGUAACUCAUUUUUUAUCACUAAAUACUCCGCAAAGAUUUGUAACAAAUUUAUAUUUUAUUAAAAUAUAUAAAAUUUAGAAAAUUGAUAACAAUUUGUAGAAUAAAAUGAUAUUUUAAAUAAAAAUUAAUUCGUUAAUAA
This is a messenger RNA of Medioppia subpectinata, 1587 nucleotides long. The record is from the annotation of a GenBank genome assembly. NCBI's taxonomy places the organism in Eukaryota, Metazoa, Arthropoda, Arachnida, Sarcoptiformes, Oppiidae.